Messenger RNA from Belonocnema kinseyi, 4609 nucleotides. RefSeq names its product toll-like receptor 7 (gene Toll-7). Gene Ontology annotation, biological process: signal transduction. The record is from RefSeq and is a predicted model, not a curated record. The transcript has a single exon. The coding region runs from base 309 to 4262 and encodes 1317 amino acids. Gene Ontology annotation, molecular function: protein binding. Gene Ontology annotation, cellular component: extracellular matrix. Lineage: Eukaryota; Metazoa; Arthropoda; Insecta; Hymenoptera; Cynipidae.
CUAAGAAAGGUAUAAGUUGUGUCUAACAAUUUGAUCGGUUUACCUGCUGUUUUAGUACAGCUUAGUUUCUCUCUUUCGAUUGUAGUAGAUAAAGGAUAUGAAAAGUAAAUGCAAAAAAAGCAGUGUAUUGCGCAAGUGAGUUCAAUCAGGAUUACGCGAGUGCAAGUGUUGUCGACAUAUAACUCGCAAUCAGUGUUUACACAAAAGAGGGAGGAAAUAUGGAUUGGCCCGCACAUACGUAAUAUAGUGUCAGUUAGGAUUCUAUCCAAGCUCGGUGCUAUACUGUUUCUAGUGUAGUAAAGUGUAUAAUGGCUGUGAAAUGGAUGUUCGAAUUAAAAUGUUACGGGAUAAUCGUGAGUUUAUUUUGUAUUAUUAUAACAAUGUUUGGAAGUGUGCGGGGCUCAUGUCACUGGUCGAUGGGGGGAAACGAAACGCAUUCAGCAAUUUGUACCCUACGUUCUCUUGAUCCUUCGAGUGUGGCAGCGCUUUUUCCUUCCUUGGACGGCGCAUUUAAACUACGACUCAGCUGUAGUACAGCCAACUACUUUGAAAGCAUCAUAACGGGGGAAAGCUGGCAUCGACUCAGUGGCUUAGAUGAACUUGUGAUCAAUGGUUGCAAACUUUUACAAAUACCUGAUGCAGCUUUUCAACCAUUAGCUGAUUUGAAAAGGUUGAAAGUGAGAACCUUAAAUCAAGAAUGGAACAUUGGUCGCACCCUUGAACUGGCUUCCGAUGCUUUGGCGGGUCUACGUGAAUUGCAAAUACUUGAAAUAGUCGACAGUAAUCUUCGAGCGCUUCCGCCAAACGUUCUUUGUGGCCUGGGUAAUUUACAGACUCUUAAUCUAACGGGAAAUCAGUUUCGCGGAGUAGAAGAUGUCGGUCUCGCAGAAACUCGGGCAAAUAGGGCUGACUGUCGGGCGGAUAUUCGAGUGCUCGACUUCGCACGUAACGAAAUACGAAAUUUGCCAGAAGAAAGUCCACUCUCUGGUUUACGACAAUUACAAGAACUGUAUUUGCAGCAUAAUGAAAUCAAUGAAAUUGCAAGUGAUGCUCUUACCGGCCUCACAAAUCUUCGUAUUUUUAACGCUAGUUUCAACGAUUUGCAUUCUCUUCCCGAAGGAAUUUUUGCUGGCACAAGAGACCUGCGAGAAAUUCAUCUUCAGUAUAAUCAGUUACGGGAACUUCCUCGUGGAAGUUUUACACGUCUUGAGCAACUCCUGGUUCUUAAUCUUGCUGGUAAUCAUUUGGAAAGUGAUCAAGUGGAUGAAUCUACAUUUUUAAAUUUAAUUAGGCUCAUUGUACUUGAUUUGUCUUACAAUUUGUUAACACGAAUAGACGCGAAAAUGUUUAAAGAUCUUUUUUUUCUACAAAUACUUGAUUUGAGAAACAAUUCUAUCAGUUAUGUAGAAAGUAAUGCUUUCUUACCACUUUACAAUUUGCACACUUUAGAACUUUCCGAAAAUAAAAUCACUUCUAUAGGCCCGCAACUUUUCAAUGGUCUCUUCGUUUUAAAUCGUCUCACACUGUCUGCCAAUUCUAUCGCAACAAUCGAUCCGCUCGCCUUUCGUAAUUCUUCUGACUUAAAAGAAUUAGAUCUUAGUGGUAAUGAGCUCACUUCUAUUCCCGAAGCUCUGAGAGACCUUGCUUUUUUAAAAACCCUUGAUCUUGGCGAGAAUAAAAUUACUGACUUUCAAAAUGGUUCGUUUAGAAAUCUGAAUCAGUUAACGGGACUGCGUCUUAUUGGCAACGAAAUCGGUAACCUAUCUCGUGGAAUGCUGUGGGAUUUACCAAAUCUUCAAAUAUUGAAUCUUGCAAGAAACAAAGUGCAACAUGUAGAAAGAGAAACUUUUGAACGUAAUGUCCGUUUAGAGGCUAUACGUCUCGACGGCAAUUUUCUUUCUGAUAUCAACGGUGUUUUUACUAGUAUCGUGAGUCUCUUACUAUUAAAUCUUUCUGAAAAUCAUAUUGAAUGGUUCGAUUAUGCGUUUAUUCCUAACAAUUUAAAGUGGCUAGAUAUUCACGGGAAUUUCAUCGAAAGUUUAGGAAACUAUUACGAAAUUCGUGAUUUACGAGUGAGAACUCUUGACGCUAGUCACAAUCGUGUCACGGAGUUAGUACCGCUCUCUGUGCCUGACAGUGUGGAACUUCUGUUCAUUAAUAAUAAUUACAUUAGUGUAGUGCGACCUAACACAUUUACCGGAAAAGUCAAUCUGACGCGUGUGGAUAUGUAUGCAAACAUGAUCGAAAUGAUGGAGUUAACCUCGCUACGGUUGACUCCUGUAUUAGAAGAUAAACUAUUACCGGAAUUCUACAUCGGUGGCAACCCUUUCAAUUGCAACUGUUCGAUGGACUGGUUACCAGUGAUAAAUAAUAUAAGUGCUCUUCGACAGUAUCCACGCGUAAUGGAUCUUGAUAAUGCUAUGUGCAGAGUGUCAGGGCCGCGAGGUUCUGCGGUAAUUCCGGCGUAUUUAGCGCGACCUGAACAAUUUUUGUGUCGUUAUGAAACACACUGUUUCGCACUAUGUCAUUGUUGUGAUUUUGAUGCUUGUGAUUGUGAAAUGACAUGCCCGUUAAACUGCAAGUGCUACCACGAUCAAACUUGGAAUACAAAUGUGGUUGAUUGUUCGGGCCUUGGAACUCGCGAAAUACCACGUCGAAUUCCCAUGGAUGCUACGGAAGUUUAUUUAGACGGCAAUGACUUACGUGAAUUGCAAAAUCACGUAUUCAUUGGACGAAAAAACAUGCAGGUCUUAUAUGUCAACGCAAGUGGAAUUGAAUCUAUACAAAAUCGGACUUUUAAUGGUCUAAACAACUUGCAAAUUCUUCACCUUGAAGACAACAAAAUUCAUGAACUCAAGGGAUUUGAAUUUGAACAUUUAUCUCAUUUACGUGAACUUUACCUACAAAACAACAUUAUUGCUUCUAUUGGUAAUUUAACUCUUUUACCCUUGCGUUCUUUGGAAAUUCUUCACCUAGAAGGUAACCAAUUGGUCACAUUUUCAGUCUGGCAAGCUACUCUAAAUACACGUUUAGUCCAACUGUCACUUGGAAAUAAUCCAUGGUCCUGCCGUUGCAAGUUCCUUCAGGAACUUACUUCAUGGGUUUCAGACCACUUUCACAAAGUUACUGAUACAAAAGAUGUUUGGUGUUACAAUAAGGACGCAAAACCACCCUAUCGGCGACGGCUUACUGUCAAUGAAACUGUUUGUUCAGAUUACUUUACACAAGGCGGAGUUAUUGAUAAUAUAAUGAUUUCUGAUUAUUUGCCCAUGGUAGCUGCUACACUUUCAGCAGUACUUUUAGUUCUCGUGUUGACUGUUCUUGCAUUUAUAUUUCGUGAACCCGUACGCACUUGGGCCUAUUCAAAAUACGGUGUAAGGUUUUGGACGAAGGGCUCUACUUCGGAAAGCAAAGAUCGUCUUUACGAUGGAUAUUUUUGCUACAGUCCGAAAGAUGAGGAUUUUGUGGUUCACUCAUUGGUGGAUGAAUUAGAACACGGAGUAAGAGGUCUUCGACUGUGUCUGCAUCAUCGAGAUCUUCCGUGCCUACGAACCCCAUCUUCUGUUAUUUUAGAAGCUGCGGAAGCUUCAAGGAGGAUAGUAAUUGUUCUAACCAGGAAUUUUUUGCAUUCUGAGUGGUCUUGUUUUGAGUUUCGAGAGGCCAUGCAUGAGGCUUUACGAGGGCGACUGAGUCAGCUGAUUGUCAUUCAGGCUGGUGCAAUUAUCUCGAAGGAGGAAACUGAUCAUGAGUUAAGGCCUUAUAUUCGUUCUGCGAUGGUAAUUAGCUGGGGUGAAAAAAGGUUCUGGGAAAAACUGAGGUACAUGAUGCCAACCCAUGAUAGGCACAAACCAUCUUUGUACAGGAACAACGUCAACACGUACACCCUCGAAAGUAGAUCAGAAAAAGAAUGUACUUCAACUCUUCAAGUAUCUGGUAAUGCUACUGGGAAUCUGCAAUUGUUUCAAGAUUCGCCAGAACUUCUACGAGCACCGCCAGCAUACUCCAGUACAGCAUUAUUCGGUCGUGAUAAUGGUGCUGUGUCUACUGCUACCAUAGAAAGCUCUACAAAUCCAAGUACGCGCCUCACAAUGAAUCACGCAUACCAAGAUCCAAUAUUAAGUGGUCUGAACGACAGCAGCAGGAGACCUCUCUCAGAACAUAUUUACUCAUCUAUUGACUCAGAUUACUCGACCCUGGAGAAAAACGCCUGGAGACAGCAUAAUGCUCAGCAGCAGCAAUCCGGACACGCCUAUCUCGUCUAGCUUGUUUUUACAGUUGUCGCUACUACAUACCUUUCUCUGAUACCGUUAAAAUUUGCUCGAGAUAGGAACCUCGCCAUUCUAAUGAUCUUCGUUCUACGUUGUGUAUGUAACUUGCACACAAAGAUGCGACUGUGAUGUUCAUACGCUGCUCAGUGCUCAUUCUGUCGUUAGUCUUUUAAAUUACCGAGGUUCCUAUCUCACUAAAUCUAUUACUAAUUUCAAUCAAGUGGCUCUUAGUUACGUUUUAUAAGCGAAUCGCUAACUCAAAUUUGAUAAUUAUUUCGGUGCAGCACUCUAUUAUGUAACGUAUGGAGCCGUUUUAAUUUGUCAAUGUUUUUUUUUUUUUU